AGUGUUCCUUUAACUUCUGGUGGCUGUUUGUGUCCCUGCAACCCCAAAUUUGCUCCCUGGCUAGCGGUAAUUUCUGCGGCGCAGGAAGCCGUUGGGUAACGCAUUCUCUGGCAGCAGGCACGAUGUGCAGAGAAGUUUUAAAAACACCAAAUUACAGAGGGUAAAACACUGUUGCAAACAAAGCCCUCACAAUGUUUCUCACACUAAUGAUGAGGAGACCUGGAGCUUUGUGUUUAACUUCAUGGAUCGCAGCAGGAAUUGGAGUUCUGUGUUUAACCUUCUUCCAGUCAGCAGACUCUGGGUCGGACUGUGAGCUUGGCGAGAGGUGCAUUGGACAGAGCAAUGAAAACUUUAGCAGCUGGUACGUGUGGUUCCUGGUGUUGUUUUUCCUGGCCGUGCUCCUGUCCUGCGGGAUCUGCUGCUGCCUGCAGUGCUGGCUGAAGCGGCGGAGCUGCCUCCCCCGACGCACCAUGGCUGUCUUUGCCCUCAGCAGCUCGGAUUCCUUUUGUGCUACUGAAGCACCUCCGUGCCCAUUCUCUGGAUCCCUGAGCCCCUGCAUGGCUGCAGAGAUUUCCUCUUCUCCUGCCCCAUGCUUCAGCCUUGGGGGAACUGAAUUGCCUCCAUCUUAUGAGGAUGUUAUGAAGGAAAACAAGCUCUAG
This is a messenger RNA of Hirundo rustica (Barn swallow), 659 nucleotides long. It is a transcript of the gene TMEM207, whose product is annotated as transmembrane protein 207. The transcript is spliced from 5 exons. The record is from RefSeq and is a predicted model, not a curated record. NCBI's taxonomy places the organism in Eukaryota, Metazoa, Chordata, Aves, Passeriformes, Hirundinidae. Bases 192 to 659 code for a protein of 155 amino acids.